Notodromas monacha is the source of this 630-nucleotide messenger RNA. The record is from the annotation of a GenBank genome assembly. NCBI's taxonomy places the organism in Eukaryota, Metazoa, Arthropoda, Ostracoda, Podocopida, Cyprididae.
AUGAUUCUCCUGGAUCUUCUGGGCACGGAUAUCGGGUUCGAUUGCGUGUCAUCCCGACGCUCAGCAUGGGUUCCCUUUUCUGGUCAAGUUGCGGGAAUUAAUAAUCGCAAGGACGGGCGUCAAUUCUGGACAUCACUGUUCGGCCUUCCCAAGAUCAGUUCUUACAUGCAAUCGACGCAAAACAUUUACGAUAAAUUUUUGGCGAUUCAAGAUCACCUUCGGAACAAGCGACUUCUGGUGGCCCACGAUGGUAAAGGGAAGUACUGCAAGUACUUCCGGUCCGAAACGGCUUAUGGGACCAACAUUGCAGACGACCAUGUGCCGUUCAUGAACAAAGGGGUGAAGAUAUUGCACGCCAUCGUUUCGCCUUUCCCUUCAAUUUGGCACACGGACUUGGACCGAGACAUUUCCCUCCACUGGCCAACCAUACAAAACCUCAACAUGAUUUUCCGAAUCGGAGUCGCCGAUUACCUCGGACUUUGAAUAACUUAAAUCGAGGAUAAAUUUCCGGAAGUUUGGGACGACCCAAAAAAAAAAAUUGCGAUGACAAAAAAAAACAGAAUCAUAAAAUCUGUCCCGAUUCGACUUUCAUUGCUUCUCGGUCCGAAAUAAAGCGCAAUAAAACAGCAC